Messenger RNA from Oryzias latipes (Japanese medaka), 2526 nucleotides. RefSeq lists its product as uncharacterized. The record is from RefSeq and is a predicted model, not a curated record. Gene Ontology annotation, molecular function: growth hormone secretagogue receptor activity. Gene Ontology annotation, cellular component: plasma membrane. Gene Ontology annotation, biological process: hormone-mediated signaling pathway; G protein-coupled receptor signaling pathway. Lineage: Eukaryota; Metazoa; Chordata; Actinopteri; Beloniformes; Adrianichthyidae.
AUCCGUGCUUCAUUUGAAAGCAUCGUGAGAUGGAAGUGGAGGUUGCAGACAUGCGGGAUGUGAGAAGGAGGUGUGAGAGGAGAGUGAGCAUUCAGAGGAGCGCAUGAGUGAGGCGCAGGAGUGUGUGCUCGCUGCAGAGGAGCAGCAGAUUUCCAAUCCAGCAGAGAUCCUCUCACUUGGUGAGUCAACCUCAUUCAAAUAUAAUAAAUUCAUCAGUUUUUAGUUUGCUGCGUUUUUGGAAUGAAUUAAAAAACUUUGAAAUGCUUUAGAGUUAUUAUUGAUAAAGAUUUAUCAAAUGGUCAGUGGUAGUUUAAAGCUUUAAAAGUAAAUAAAAAUGGAAACAACAUGAAAAAAUCAUAGUUUGUGUUUCACAUUAAAUUAUUUUCAUGCUUCUAAUUCUACAGCUCAGCUUCGUUUUCCAUUUUUCCCAUUUAAAGAGUCACAAACACUCGGUUGAAACGUCUCCUUCUCCUUUUUUAUUUCCUUUCCCAGAAGCUGCUCUCCAACGCUCUCGUCACAUUCCACCCCGGUGGCCAUUGAGCUGCAAAGGAAAUCCAUCAGCGUGCGUCACCUCUGCCCCCGUAACCCGGGGGACGCGCCGCUCCUCUCAGCCGAACCCCAUCAUCGCCAUGGGUUUGAUGGGAGAGCAGAGCGGCGGCUGCGGAGGGGAAAACUGCAGCCUGAUGCCGGACCCCCCCACAAACUGCUCCCACCCAGACUGCCUCUGGGAGGAACCCGUGUUCGGAUGGGUCGAGUUAGUCGUUGUGACGAUUAUCUACGUCCCACUGAUGCUAUUUGGACUCCUGGGAAACAUUCUAACCAUUCUGGUGGUUUGGCUCCGCCCACACAUGAGAAGCUCCACCUACCUGUACCUGAGUAGCAUGGCCAUCAGCGACCUGCUGAUCCUCUUGCUCCUCCCCCUGGACCUGUAUAAGCUGUGGAGGCCUCGACCUUGGCCUUUAGGGGAUCUCGCCUGCAAACUGACCAUGUUCCUGUCGGAGUGCUGCACCUUCUGCACCAUCCUUCACAUCACCUUCCUCUCCCUCGAGAGGUACGUGGCGGUCUGCUGGCCGAUCACAGCCAAAACCCUGGUGACGCGGCGCAGAACCAGGGCCAUCAUCGGCUGCCUGUGGCUGGGAGCCGCCGUCAGCGCUGCACCGGUUCUGCUGAUGGUGGGGGUGGAGGACAUCGGAGGAGAUGAGGUCGGAUUCAACCAGUGGAGAGAAGAGGCGGGGUGGUCGGGGAGGGAUGGGGAGCGUGCUGAAUUAGUUAUCAGCGAAAGGGAAGGAAGAAGCUCUCACCUGCUGGAUACGGGGACCACGUUUGGGGAGAAACCGGGUCAAGGAUGGAGAGACGGAGGACAGGAAGUCCAGUGGUUUGAAGACAAAGAGGAGAGUGAUGUGAGAAAUGAAACCCAACAAGAAGAAGUUUUAAAAGAAGAAGAAGAAAGAACCGAAUUUAAAAGAGACCAGCGAAACAAAAAGAAGGAAGACGAAGGUGGGGGUGAAGGCGGGAGCUCUGAAGGAAGCCGUGAAGGAGAGGCUGACAGGAGGGAGUGCCGCUGCACGCAGUACGCCAUCUCCUCCGGCCUGCUGUCCGCCAUGAUGAUCCUCUCCAACUUGUACUUCCUGGUGCCGCUCAGCAUCCUGGGGCUGGUGUACAGCCUGAUUGGACGAACUCUUUGGCUCCGCCCAAAAAGCAGCCGGAAGGAGCAGGGUCACAGGAACACAGUAAAGAUGCUAGGAGUGAUUGUCUUGGCCUUCGUCCUGUGCUGGCUGCCCUUCCAUGUUGGCCGGACCAUAUUCUCCCUUUCCCUUGGCAGCGUUGGCGACAGGCAGGAAUCAAACCCGAACGCAGACGUUCUUGCAGAUGUCUUUGAACCGUCCAAAGCUCACUUCCAUGAGCCGCUCUCCCAGCCCGGUGAGAUGGCCGCACGCCCUCUGACGGACGACAGGCUCUGUGACAAAUGUGCUCGGACCAAAGACAGAACCGGCCCUCAAACGGGCUCGGACCAACAAGCACGUCCCCGUGUCGUCACACAAACUGAACCGCCACGGGAGAACACACGAAGCACAGAGACACACACUAACCCAGCACAACGAGACACACACAGUGGCACAAACCUUCACCAAAGAAACACAACCCUCUCCAUGCAAGACACAACUGCUGCUAUGACGACACAAAACGCGAGCAAAUCAGAGCAAAACACAACUUCACCCGCCAACGACACUCUUCUCCACGACCCGCUCUGGCCCUCUGACAUGCACGGCUACUUUUUAUACUACCUGUCCCAGUAUUUUAACCUGGUGUCCUCUGUCCUCUUCUACCUCAGCGCCGCCAUUAACCCUUUGCUCUACAACCUGAUGUCUGCCAGAUACAGACUGGCUGUGCGCAGCCUCGUGCGCGGGCCCUCGCAGACGCAGGCGCAGCACCUGCGCACGCUCACGGUCCGCCAGUCCACCACCACCGUGUGAGGGACAGUGGUCACAUCUGAGCUCUUUGGUGGGAAAAGCGUCGACUCUAUCA